AUGGAAUGGGAAAACCAAACUGUUCUAGUGGAAUUUUUUCUGAAGGGUCUUUCUGGUUACCCUAGGCUUGAGCUACUCUUUUUUGUGCUGAUCUUAAUAAUGUAUGUGUUCAUCCUUCUGGGCAAUGGUGCCCUUAUUUUAAUCAGCACCUUGGACUCUCACCUUCACAUGCCUGUGUACUUCUUCCUGGGGAAUCUCUCCUUCCUGGACGUCUGAUACACCACCACCUCCAUUCCCUCCACACUGGUGAGUUUCCUCUCAGAGAGAAAGACCAUUUCCAUCUCUGGCUGUGCAGUGCAGAUGUUCCUUGGUUUGGCCAUGGGGACAACAGAGCGAGUGCUCUUGGGUGUGAUGGGCUUUGACUGCUAUGUGGUCAUCUGCAACCCUCUGAGGUAUCCCAUGAUUAUGAGCAAGAAUUCCUACGUGCCCAUGGCAACUGGGUCCUGGUUUGCAGGGAUUGUCAACUCUGCAGUACAAACUGUGUUUGUGGUACAAUUGCCUUUCUGCAGGAAUAACAGCAUCAAUCAUUUCUCCUGUGAAAUUCUGGCUGCCAUGAAGUUGGCUUGUGCUGACAUCUCAGGCAAUGAGUUUAUCAUGCUCGUAGUCACAACAUUGUUCACAUUGAUGCCACUGCUCUUGAUUGUCAUCUCUUAUUCAUUAUUCAUUUCCAGCAUCCUCAAGGUCCAUUCCUCUGAGGGGAGAAGCAAAGCCUUCUCCACCUGUUCAGCCCACCUGACUGUGGUGAUUAUAUCCUAUGGGACUAUUCUCUUCAUGUACAUGAAGCCUAAAUCUAAAGAGACACUUAGUUCAAAUGACUUGGAUGCUACUGACAAACUCAUAUCCAUGUUCUAUGGGGUGAUGACUCCCAUGGUGAAUCCUUUAAUAUACAGUCUCAGAAACAAGAAUGUGAAGGAGUCAGUAAAACUUCUACUAAUGAAAAGAUUCAUUAGCAAGUAA
This is a messenger RNA of Trichechus manatus latirostris (Florida manatee), 957 nucleotides long. Its product is annotated as olfactory receptor 13C9-like. NCBI's taxonomy places the organism in Eukaryota, Metazoa, Chordata, Mammalia, Sirenia, Trichechidae. The record is from RefSeq and is a predicted model, not a curated record. Gene Ontology annotation, molecular function: G protein-coupled receptor activity; olfactory receptor activity. Gene Ontology annotation, biological process: G protein-coupled receptor signaling pathway; detection of chemical stimulus involved in sensory perception of smell. The transcript has a single exon. Gene Ontology annotation, cellular component: plasma membrane.